Helobdella robusta is the source of this 543-nucleotide messenger RNA. RefSeq lists its product as hypothetical. The record is from RefSeq and is a predicted model, not a curated record. Gene Ontology annotation, molecular function: protein serine/threonine phosphatase activity; enzyme activator activity. NCBI's taxonomy places the organism in Eukaryota, Metazoa, Annelida, Clitellata, Rhynchobdellida, Glossiphoniidae. The transcript is spliced from 3 exons. Gene Ontology annotation, cellular component: extracellular region. Gene Ontology annotation, biological process: protein dephosphorylation; digestion; lipid catabolic process. The annotation marks the transcript as partial.
GUGUUUGAUGGACAUGGAGGGGUCGAGGCGGCCAACUACUGCUCAACCCAUCUUGUCGGCCAUCUUGCCAGAUGCAUCAAAGACAUCGAAGAAGGCAAGGUAAUCGUGAAUUGUUCGUUUUUCAUUUUUAUUUUUGUAUGUUUGAAACUCGUUGUGUCACAUCCUGUUGAUUUCGGUUGCACAGGAGUCAUCAUCCUAUUGGACGACGAUGACGACAGGUUAUUUAUAGCAUGGCUCGGGGAUUCCCAAGCCCUCCUGGUCAGGGGGGGCAAACCCGUGGAGAUCAUGAGGGCCCAUAAGCCGGAGAGAGAGGAUGAGAAGGCACGCAUCACAUCUCUCGGCGGCUCUGUAGUUCACUUUGGAACGUGGAGAGUUAAUGGUGCCCUAUCAGUUUCCAGGGCUGUUGGUGGGUCUUUAUUAUUAUUUAUUUAUUAUUAUUAUUAUUGUUGUUGUUGGGUCUUUAUUAUUAUUUAUUAUUAUUAUUAUUGUUGUUGUUGUUGUUGUUGUUGUUGUUGUGAUGGGGAUGUGAAUGAUGAUAGUUAA